AUGCUACUCCCCAAGGGUGGUGUAACGUGGAAGUCCGCCAGAUCCAGGCUCCCCCCCUGGCGGGCUCUCCUGGUCUUGGUGACGCGAACCCGGUUUCUGGCCUCGCUGGCCAUCACCGGGAUGAUCAUCUUAUUAUGGCGUGGGAUCACCAGGUCGGCAUCGGGAAUGCAAAGUUUCUACUGCUACGGUCCCUCUAAAUCCCCUAUGGAGAUGUCCACCAACGAGAUGGUCCAGUGGAGCUCCCACAUGCAGACCCCGGUCAUCUUCAACAGCCACCAGCCCUACGAAGUCAACAAUACGAGCAUCGAGCGCAUGGACCUGAACCCCGUCAAGUCCACCCCGCAGGCGGUCGCCAAUUCCGAACGCGUGCUCCUCCUGACGCCCCUCAGAGACGCCGCCCCCUACCUGUCCAACUACUUUGACCUGCUCUACAAAUUGACCUAUCCCCACCACCUCAUCGAUCUGGCCUUCCUGGUCGGCGACUCCAAGGACGAUACCCUGGCCGUCUUGAGUGCCGAGCUGCAGCGCAUCCAGGACCAGGGCGGCAAGGUCGCCUUCCGCAGUGCCACAAUCGUCGAGAAGGAUUUCGGCUCCGAUAUCGAGAUGAACGUGGAGGACCGGCACUCGUUCGCCGCCCAGGGUCCGCGCCGUCGGGCUAUCGGUCGCGCCCGCAACUAUCUGCUGUAUUCGGCGCUGAAACCCGACCACUCCUGGGUGUACUGGCGCGACGUCGACAUCGUCGACAGCCCCGACAAGAUCCUCGAGGACUUUAUGGCCCAUGAUCGGGAUAUCCUCGUUCCUAACAUCUGGUUCCACCGGUAUAACAGCGAUGGCGUUGACAUCGAGGGUCGUUUCGACUACAACUCGUGGGUGGAAUCGGACCAGGGACGCCGGCUGAAGCAGCAGAUCGAUCCCAACACUAUCCUGGCCGAGGGGUAUAAGGAAUACGCCACCGGCCGGACCUACAUGGCGCGCAUGGGCGACUGGCGCAAGGACAAGGAUGAGGAAUUGGAACUGGACGGCAUCGGCGGUGUCAACAUCCUGGUCAAGGCCGACGUUCACCGAACCGGUAUCAACUUCCCCGCAUAUUCGUUUGAAAACCAGGCCGAGACCGAGGGCUUUGCGGCAAUGGCGAAGCGCGCCGGGUAUCAAGUCUACGGCUUGCCGAAUUACGUGGUUUGGCAUAUCGACACGGACGAGAAGCCCGGGAACGCCUAA
Messenger RNA from Aspergillus campestris IBT 28561, 1218 nucleotides. RefSeq names its product ANP1/MMN9/VAN1 family protein. NCBI's taxonomy places the organism in Eukaryota, Fungi, Ascomycota, Eurotiomycetes, Eurotiales, Aspergillaceae. Bases 1 to 1218 code for a protein of 405 amino acids. The record is from RefSeq and is a predicted model, not a curated record. Gene Ontology annotation, biological process: cell wall mannoprotein biosynthetic process; protein N-linked glycosylation. Gene Ontology annotation, cellular component: mannan polymerase complex. The transcript has 5 exons. Gene Ontology annotation, molecular function: alpha-1,6-mannosyltransferase activity.